Molecule: messenger RNA, 3613 nt
Organism: Danio aesculapii
Lineage: Eukaryota; Metazoa; Chordata; Actinopteri; Cypriniformes; Danionidae
Gene: e2f8
Product: E2F transcription factor 8
Exons: 14
Coding region: 283-3039 (918 amino acids)
Biological process (GO): regulation of transcription by RNA polymerase II
Cellular component (GO): RNA polymerase II transcription regulator complex
Molecular function (GO): DNA-binding transcription factor activity, RNA polymerase II-specific; RNA polymerase II cis-regulatory region sequence-specific DNA binding
Source: RefSeq, a predicted model, not a curated record
ACAAAUGGUCAAACUGAUCAAAUAAACUUUUUUACUCAGUAGGAAAAGGCCAUAGAAACUUUUUUUCCUCAGCUAUGCACCGAAACCAGUCUGCUUUUUCUUUUUAUCCGUUCACGUUUACUUUAAUGUGACUUACAGAAGAGUUUGGAUGCCAUAUUCUCGUAGAACUGGAACUGUAUAAGUGUGAUAUUUACUUCUGAGGUGCUUUUACGGUUUUAUUAGCUCGACAGAUGCCGAAUAGUAUGUGAGAGUCCUACAUCUGUCUUUUUUUGAGGGUGGAAAAUGUCCAGUACAUUAACAGAAGGUCAAACAUUAAUCAAGAAAUCUUUAAGUCCAUUAAAGGCAACAUCAACAAAUAACAAGGGGCAUGUUUUUGUGGAACCACAAACACCAUUAAAAAACUCAAAUAAAGCUUCAACAUCUGAAGCUGCACUACCGGAGACCCAUAAAAACAUGGGGCCCCUGACAACACCUACUAAAGGCCUUGAUGCACCAUCAAGCGACCCUUGGACACCCACUUCCAACCUAAAAAUGCUCAUCAGUGCAGCCAGUCCUGAGAUUCGCAACCGCGAGAAAGAACGUGCCGUGGACAGCAGCGAAUCAGAAAACUCGCAGGAGAUCGAGCAAGGUGAAGAAGUAGAAAAGCUCCAGAUAAGCCGUAAAGACAAAAGCCUUGGGUUGUUGUGUUACAAAUUCCUUGCAAGGUACCCAAACUACCCCAAUCCUGCUGUAAACAACGGUAUCAGCCUUGACGAUGUGGCAGCAGAGCUGAAUGUGGAAAGACGUCGCAUCUACGACAUCAUGAAUGUUCUUGAAAGCCUUAACAUGGUCAGCCGGCUGGCAAAGAAUCGCUACACGUGGCAUGGUCGGGUAAAACUUGCACAGACGCUUGCUGUGCUGAAACGGGCCGGAAAAGAGAACCGCUAUGAACAGCUGAUGCAGCUGAUCCGACAAAGGAGUCAAGAGCGAGAAGAGAGAGAGUUCGAUUUAGAUGGAGAGGAGAAGGAGAAUGAGGAAAUGUCCAGUUUUGAUGUGGACGGAGACUCUGGGCUGGCGGAUCUUCCAGGAGCGGAUUUUAAAGCAGCAGCUUCUGCGAACAGUCGGAAAGACAAAUCUCUGCGAGUGAUGAGUCAGAAGUUUGUCAUGUUGUUUCUGGUGUCCAGUCCUCCUGUGGUUAGUCUGGAUAUAGCUGCCAAAAUCCUAAUCGGUGAAGAUCAUGUGGUGGAUCUGGACAAAAACAAGUUCAAAACCAAGAUUCGUAGACUUUAUGACAUUGCAAAUGUUCUGAGCAGCCUAGAGCUGAUAAAGAAAGUGCACGUGACUGAAGAUAAAGGAAGAAAGCCUGCUUUCAAGUGGACUGGGCCAGAAGACAUACCAUCUCCAAAGGAUCUGGAGAUCUCUGCUACAUCCUCAGCCCCAAAGCCUCUUGAGUCUCGUUCCUCUGUUGAAAACUGUGCUAAAAAUCUGUUUUCCUCCCCUGGAACAAAGCGAGGGUUUACCCGCCAUCAUUCUCUAGUCAAGAUGGUUAAGAGCAUUCAGGAUGACCGCAGGAAAAUCAACUCUGCACCUUCUAGUCCUAUUAAAAUGACAGGUGAUUCUGCAGACAGUGAUUUCUAUACAACCAAAAUGGCCCAUCUUGCAGCUAUCUGCAAAAAGCAACUCGAUGAACAAUCUGCAGACCAUCGACCUAACAACAAGGCGACAGACUCUUCACACUCAUCUAAACAGCCUGAAUCCACAUCUGCUAGUAAUCAUGGGCCUCCAGGGAUGCAGAUCCCAGUUCUACCAGCAGGAGCAAUUUCAUACCUUCCCACAAAAUGUUCCCCGAUCAUCCCGCUUCUGAUACCUCAGCACCAGAGUGGUGGGCCGUAUGCCGUUUACAUGCAUCCAACGUCUCUCAGACCACAGCCUACCAGCCUGGCUGUCCGUUCAAUGACAUUCGAGAGUCCAGUCGGCGCAAAUGCAAAGACAUCACCAGCUACCAUGACUAACAAUAACCAGACAAACCAGUCGUCAUCGUAUGUUAAAGAGCAGACAAGUCCUGUGAACCUUAAACGGGCAAGUGGAGAAAAGAGCUCCGCAGAAAGUCCAUCCAAAAUGCAGAGGACAGAGCCAAAGAGCGUUUCUCCAAAGCUGUGUGAGAUUCUACAAGCACGUCUGAAGGCCCGUAGAGGAGCUUUGACCUCUAACCGCCCUUCCGCAAGAGCCCUUCAUCUGGAGUUUUCUAAACCCUCUGAAAGCCAGCCAACGGUACAAACCAGCACAGCACCUCUGGACCACAGCCUGGAGAUCUUUCUAGAGAAGGAGGAGAAGAGCCAGACCUCAGACAAUGAGGCAGGUCUGACCCCUGUAAGACAACCACAUUCACAGCCCCAGAAGCUCAGCGCUCCCUUUCAGGACAUGGUGCUGCCAUCUGGACCCAUACACACAGAGACAUUGAUCCCCGCGGGUUAUUUGAUUCCGAUUUCCCAGCAGUCCAUUGUGAACUUCAGAGAACCGCAGUGCUCCAUUGAAGGCUCAAAAGCCUCCACACCAACAUACAACAUCUAUCACACGCCAACAGCAGGUUCCAGACCAGCUUUUCCACAAGAAGUCACCCCGACCCGACUCCCUCUUCACCGGAUACCAUCCAUCUCCCCCUUCCCUUCUCACGGCCAUCGCAUCCACAGCCCCAGUCCUGCUAUUCUCAACUUCACCCUGCAGAAUCUGGGCCUCAUCCCCGGCAGUGUAACACCAAACCCACACACUCCCGAGCAGAGCAGCUCGCUCCAGUCCCCACACCCAGGGCUUCCUCACCAGGGCAUGAUCUUCGUAAAGCCCCUGUCACCAGCCCGAGCACUGCAUCAGACCUCAAUACACGGGCAGCCAGUCACCCUCAUCAGCAUACCACAGGCUUUAGUAACCACACCUAAAGGCGGUCAAGCUUUCCAGCAGAGUUUCUUUCACACACCCGUCUCGUUCCCUACUGUAAACACCACGGCUCCCAAAAAGAUCUACAUCCCUCAGAGGAAGCUGGACGUGAGCCCCGAGGAGAUCUGAGAUGCUGCUAAAAAGACCACUGUUCUCAUCGAGCCAUUGUGGGUGUGUUUUCUUCAUUUGAGUGUUUGUACGUUUUCCAUUUCUAUAUAGUUAUUUUACUGUAGGGUCUCUGCAUUAACUGUGGUUCUUGACUGAGGAAAACAAACAUGGUGCUACACUAUCUCUCAGGAAGAUAGUUUAAGGGUUUAUUUACAAAGCAAAAGCACAAUUGGGGCGGCGCUUUUUACUAUGCUGUAAAUGUAGAGUUUAAAACAAAAAAAAUAGACCGAAUUUUAAAAAUUGGUGUAAAUCUGUGUGAAAUGUUAAGUGGAAAUCGAAUUUCAGGGAUUCUAAGAAUUGCCAAAUUUGUGUUUUAUUAUAGUUGAGAAAGUGUUAAAGUACCACAGUGUAAUAAAUUGCCAUAACGUUAUUGUUAUGAUGUAUUAAAAUGAGAAAUGUUAGACUGAGGGUGUUAAAAUAUUGUAGAUGUAUUUUAUGUUUAUGAAAUUUAGGGAUAUUACUAUUUGCACAGCAUUUAUUUGAACUGCAUUUACAAUCUGAUUUCUGUGUAUUGAAAAUAAAUGAAUGUGCUCUA